AUGGACCGCAGGGCGCCGGUGGACUCACAGGAUCGAACUCUAACAAUUUCCAGAUAUGUCUAUGAUUACUGCACCUCAAUCACAUUGUCCACAAGUCGUCGAGAAGGAGAUGAGCGAAUCAAUGCAAAUGAAACGGUCAACCCGAAUCGCGUCACGGGAGCUGACUUCGUUGGGCAUGAAAUGUAUCAGAAAGUAGAAGAAUACGUUAGCGCGUACGUCACCGCUGUUCGCGAAAAAGGAGCCGAACUUUCUGGAGAGGAUCUCCUCAAGUUUUACACAACGGAGUGGGAAAACUUUCGAAUCUCCUCAAAAGUGAUGGAUGGAAUUUUCGCUUAUCUGAACCGCCACUGGAUUCGAAGAGAACUCGACGAAGGCCAUGAAAACAUUUUUAUGGUCUACACACUGGCCUUGGUCGUCUGGAAGCGUAACUUGUUCAACGAACUCAGAGACAAGGUUAUCGACGCGAUGCUCGAGCUCAUUCGAGCUGAAAGAACUGGAUCCACUAUCACAAGUCGAUACAUUUCUGGAGUUGUUGAGUGUCUUGUCGAAUUGGGAAUCGACGAUACAGAAGGAGAGAAUAAGAAAAACGCUGAAGCAAAGAAGUUGAUGGUCUACAAAGAAUGCUUCGAAGCCCGAUUUCUGGAAGCCACUCGCGAGUUUUAUGCACAAGAAGCUGCCAAUUUCCUUGGUAACGAAGGCACUGUGACCGACUACAUGAUCAAGGUUGAGACUCGGCUUCAGCAGGAAGAUGACAGAUGUGCUCUCUACCUUAACUCAUCUACGAAACAAACACUCGCAGGAUGCGUUGAAUCUGUUCUGAUUGCCAAUCAGCUCGAGUUCUUCCAAAGCCAUUUUGGGCACCUUUUAGUGGAGAAGCAAGACGACGAUCUGUCCAGGAUGUUCAAGUUGUGCGACAGAGUUCCAAAUGGGCUGGAUCAACUGAGACUUUCUCUUGAAAGACACAUCACUAAAGAAGGACACGACGCUUUGGAACGAGUCGCUCAGGAGGCCAGUAAUGAUGCCAAGUUGUAUGUGAAGACGCUGCUGGAAGUUCACCAAAGAUAUCAAGUACUCGUCAAUCGAUCGUUCAAGAACGAGCCUGGGUUCAUGCAGUCUCUCGAUAAGGCUGCCACCGCUUUCAUUAAUGCGAACGCUGUGACCAGUCGUGCUCCACCAAAUGCUCAAUUGACGAAAUCUGCCGAACUUCUAGCCAGAUAUUGCGAUCAACUUCUCAGAAAGAGCUCAAAGAAUCCAGAUGAAGCUGAACUUGAAGAUCUUCUCACCAAAGUCAUGAUCGUAUUCAAAUACAUUGAAGAUAAGGACGUGUUUUCCAAGUUCUAUACCAAGAUGUUCAGUAAAAGACUCAUCACAGAUCUAUCUGCAAGUGAUGAGUCUGAAGCCAGUUUCAUUUCAAAGCUCAAAAGCAUGUGUGGAUACGAGUACACGGCUCGUUUGUCGAAAAUGGUCAACGAUACACAAGUCAGCAAGGAUCUGACCGCAGAAUUCAAAGAGAAGAAGUCGCACCUGCUCGGGGAGAAGCCAAUUGAGUUCAAUGUGCUCGUUCUCAGCUCUGGAUCCUGGCCAACGUUCCCGAACAGUACUCUGACGCUCCCACAUCAGCUCUCAAGCACCAUUGACGUCUUCGGUCAAUAUUAUAAUGAGAAAUUCAACGGUCGUCGUUUAACAUGGGUUUACUCUCAAUCUCGCGGAGAGGUGACGUCAUCAGCGUUCUCAAAGAAAUACGUAUUCACUAAUAUUUGGCAAAACUUGAAAUAUGCCGAUUUCCAGGUCACAACUGCUCAAAUGUGUACACUUCUCUUGUUCAACGAGCAAGCCAGCUUCACCGUUCAACAAAUCUCCGAAGCUACCGGACUGGAAGGAAAGACUUGUGCCGGCAUCGCUGGAUCCCUCAUCAAAAAUCUAGUUUUGAAGUCCGAUGCGCCUCUAGAAGGUGAAGAGAUUCCAAUGACUGCUGCCGUCAGUUUGAAUAAUUCCUACACCAACAAAAAAGUUCGUGUGGAUUUGUCCAAGAUGAGCUUGAAACAAGAGGCAGUUCGCGAUACUGAAGUCGUUCAGAAGAAUGCUGAGGAAGACAGAAAGAGCUUGAUUAGCGCAUGUAUCGUGAGAAUCAUGAAGACCCGCAAACGUGUUCCUCAUACCCAACUGAUGAGUGAGGUCAUCACUCAGCUGACAGGAAGAUUCAAGCCAAAGGUUGACGUUAUCAAGAGAUGUAUUGGUUCCCUCAUUGAAAAAGAGUACAUGCUUCGGGUAGAAGGACAAAAGGAUGUAUAUGAUUACAUGGCUUAG
Caenorhabditis briggsae is the source of this 2307-nucleotide messenger RNA. RefSeq names its product Protein CBR-CUL-1 (gene Cbr-cul-1). NCBI's taxonomy places the organism in Eukaryota, Metazoa, Nematoda, Chromadorea, Rhabditida, Rhabditidae. The transcript has 6 exons. Gene Ontology annotation, cellular component: SCF ubiquitin ligase complex. The record is from RefSeq and is a predicted model, not a curated record. The coding region runs from base 1 to 2307 and encodes 768 amino acids. Gene Ontology annotation, molecular function: ubiquitin protein ligase binding. Gene Ontology annotation, biological process: SCF-dependent proteasomal ubiquitin-dependent protein catabolic process; protein ubiquitination.